Gongylonema pulchrum is the source of this 237-nucleotide messenger RNA. Lineage: Eukaryota; Metazoa; Nematoda; Chromadorea; Rhabditida; Gongylonematidae. The record is from the annotation of a GenBank genome assembly.
AUGUCAUCAGAAUGCCGUCAGCGGGGCGGAAGAAAUAGUGAAGCUGUGGUAGCAAUGAGAACAGUUUCACAAAACUCAAGCAACUGUGGUCGACGUACUGAUCAAACUCAAAUUACUGUACUUCUGAAUUUGGUGGUGAACCCAGAAGGACCAAAUAAGAAAGUUAAAGCCACAGUUUUAUUUGUUUCGGGAUGCCAACGCCCAUUCGUAACGGAUGAGCUGGCAGAGCAACUUUAA